AUGGCUACUGAUCUUUGUCCCGUUUACGCGCCCUUCUUCGGCGCUCUCGGCUGCACCUCCGCCAUCGUCUUCACCUGCUUCGGCGCCGCCUAUGGAACCGCUAAGGCUGGUGUCGGUGUCUGCGGUAUGGCCGUUCUCAGACCGGACUUGAUCGUCCGAAACAUCGUCCCCAUCGUCAUGGCUGGUAUUAUUGCUAUCUAUGGCCUGGUCGUUUCCGUCUUGAUUGCAAAUGAUUUGAAUCAGCGUCUGCCUCUGUAUACUGGUUUCAUUCAGCUUGGUGCUGGUCUUGCCGUUGGUUUGGCUGGUUUGGCUGCUGGUUUCGCUAUUGGUAUCGUCGGAGAUGCUGGUGUCCGUGGAUCCGCUCAACAGCCUCGUCUUUAUGUUGGAAUGAUUCUUAUUCUUAUUUUUGCUGAAGUUUUGGGUCUGUACGGUCUCAUCGUCGCUCUGCUCAUGAACUCGCGCUCACGCGGCGAAUGCUAA
Molecule: messenger RNA, 480 nt
Organism: Talaromyces marneffei
Lineage: Eukaryota; Fungi; Ascomycota; Eurotiomycetes; Eurotiales; Trichocomaceae
Exons: 6
Coding region: 1-480 (159 amino acids)
Biological process (GO): proton transmembrane transport
Cellular component (GO): proton-transporting V-type ATPase, V0 domain
Molecular function (GO): proton-transporting ATPase activity, rotational mechanism
Source: RefSeq, a predicted model, not a curated record